AUGAUGCUUUGGGUUACAAUUAUACUAAUAUUACAAACCACGAUCUCAUUAUUAUUGAUCUUUUUAAGAACACAUUCAUUUAGAAAGACAUUAGCCAAGCCAAGUAACGGGUAUAAAUCUGUUUUACUCAAUUGGUUAAAAAAUAAUAAAAUUGGUAAGAAUUCCCCAUUUGGAAUCAGAACUGGAGCUGUCAGAUCACGACUAAUCUCUCAUUGGGGAAUAAAUUUAACUUCCUAUUCAAACUUCAAUGACGUUAAUGGGUUUGAGGGUCUUCUUAAUGAUCCAUUGGAGGUUCAAAAUGUUAUUAAUAAGUUAAAGCAGUAUGAAAAUGAUAAAAUAUCAAUCUCUAAACAAAACGAUACACAUACUACUUCUAAUCAUAAUGAAAAGAAGACAUUAUACGGAUUUUUCCAUCCAUAUUGUAAUGCCUUUGGUGGUGGUGAAAAAGUCUUGUGGAAGGCUGUUGAAACCACUUUGAAUCAUGAUUUAAAUAAUGUGGUUAUUAUUUAUACGGGGGAUCUUAAUGCAUCACCAAAGCAAAUUUUGGAUGGAGUCAGUUUGAAGUUCGAUUAUAAAUUAGAUAGAAGUAGAAUAGUUUUUAUAUAUUUAAAGAAAAGGUGGUUGGUUGAUAGUAAGACAUGGCCACAUUUCACUUUAGUUGGACAAGCUUUAGGAUCUAUCAUUUUGACAAUUGAAGCAGUAUUGAAAUGUCCGCCUGAUAUCUGGUGUGAUACUAUGGGUUAUCCUUUUGGUUAUCCAUGGGUGUUCUAUAUUUUAAGAAUUCCUAUCAUUACGUAUACCCAUUUUCCAGUUAUUUCUACAGAUAUGCUUGAUAAAUUACAAAAUAAUGCAAGCCUAAGAAAUAAGUUGAAAUAUUGGUAUUGGAAAUUAUUCAUGGCCUAUUAUUGUCAUAUGGGUUCCUAUGUGACAGUGGUGACUACUAACUCAACAUGGACUAAUAAUCAUGUUAAAAGUAUAUGGAAGCAAACAGAAUCUUCUAUUAUUUAUCCUCCCUGUUCUACGGAGAAAUUUGUUAAUGAUUUUAAUUCCAAUUUGAAUAAAUCACGCUCUAAUGUUGGUAUUGUAUUGGCCCAGUUUCGUCCAGAAAAGAGACACGAUCUAAUAAUAAAAUCAUAUUCUAAAUAUUUAAUUAGCAGAUGCAAACAAUCGGAUAACAACAAUAGUAAGAAUGAUUUGUUAAAAUUGAAAUUUAUUGGAUCCACUCGCUCACAAGCUGAUAAAGAUUAUGUAUUUGAAUUGCAAAAAUAUUGCAAGCAAUUAAAUAUUCCAGAGCCAAAUAUUGAAUUUUUAACUGAUAUUCCAUAUAGUGAAGUUAAGAGACAGUUAUUCAAUUCUACAUAUGGUAUCAACGCGAUGUGGAAUGAACAUUUCGGUAUUGCUGUAGUAGAAUAUCUUGCAUCAGGAUUAAUUGCUUUAGUACAUGCAUCUGCGGGUCCAUAUCUGGAUAUUGUGGAUAAAGAUAUUGGAUACUUCUUUGUCGAUCCAUCUGAUCCAGAUUACAAUAAGGUGAAGGGUGAAAAUUUCCCUAGUUUAGACAAGUUAUUUUUGUUGACAGACAUGUUGGAUGAUGAGAGUAAAAUGAUUAAAUCUAAGCAUGGUGAAAAGAAAGCAGUAGAGAAGUUUUCUGAUGAGAUUUUUGAAAUUCAAUGGACAAAUAUUGUUUUACAUAAAUUAGAAGAAAGAGGAUUACUGAAAAAAUUCAAAUGA
Arxiozyma heterogenica is the source of this 1728-nucleotide messenger RNA. It is a transcript of the gene ALG11, whose product is annotated as alpha-1,2-mannosyltransferase ALG11. The record is from RefSeq and is a predicted model, not a curated record. NCBI's taxonomy places the organism in Eukaryota, Fungi, Ascomycota, Saccharomycetes, Saccharomycetales, Saccharomycetaceae. Gene Ontology annotation, cellular component: endoplasmic reticulum membrane. Gene Ontology annotation, biological process: protein N-linked glycosylation. Gene Ontology annotation, molecular function: GDP-Man:Man(3)GlcNAc(2)-PP-Dol alpha-1,2-mannosyltransferase activity. The transcript has a single exon. The coding region runs from base 1 to 1728 and encodes 575 amino acids.